UUCUUGCCAAACUUCGACUUCAUCAUUGUUAUAGAUUGUUGAGUAGAACCUCUUCUCCGUUUGCGCGCCUCUUUCUGUAAACAUGCUGGUUUCCAUGCCAUCCUGGAGCUGAUCGGCACGGCAAACAAUCCAGCAACCUGUCUUAAGGUGCACUCAGCUUGAAAUGACGUCGUUCACAUGCAGCCGUGCCAAGGGCAAAAGUAUAAUCGGGAAGGAAAAAAGUUCCAGGAAACGGAGGAGUGAGCUGGGCAGCUGCGGAGGGAAUCUCGCAGGGUCCACUCCUCUAGCCUGUCCACUUCUCAUAAGCUCUGAGACCAAGGACACAGCUGGUUUCCCGGUGAUACUCAGCUCGGAGGACUUCAAGUGCACUUCACUGUGGCGUGUCACUUUGUGGAAAGUUUCGGACACAGUAGGCGGGAGCCUUGGAUGACCAGUAUCUGCAUAAAGAGGAAACUUAACAAAGCACCACUGCUCCAAUCUGCUGUGUCUCUAGCGUCUACCUUCUGGGGAAUCUGCAUCAUGAGUGAAAAAGGUUGUCAGCUGCUGGUGUCCCCAUGCAGCGUGUCCCCAUCACUGAGCAUGAUCAGAGGGCACCAAUCAAAAUCCAUCAGGAUACCUGUGUCUUCCCCCCAAAUGAGCGGUCACAGUCCCUCUUUAGGGCAAAUGGAGAAUGUGAAAAAAGGAACGAUCCAUUCUUUAACCUCUUUGCAAGCGAACGGAGGUCAGGUUGUCCUGCCAACCCUGAGCCUACGCAGACAGGUGCUGAUCAAUGGAAAGCAUGUAACUGGACCAGCCGCAGCCGCACAGCCACAGGCGCAUCCCCAGAACAUAAUGACGGCCGGCAAACCCGCAAAACUCGGCUCUUCUCACAAAAAUGUCAAAGAUCACACAGGGUCUGGGUCCACUCUGGACGUAUCGGGCCAGGCAGCUGCUGCUAAUCUAAAAGUGACCAGUAGUCCCAUGAGUGUUGUCACAGGCCAGCCAUAUACUGCAGGGCUUCAUCUCCCCUCCUCUCAUACUGUCCAAAUGCCCCACACUGAAGUCAGGUCUUUACCGUCCAGAGAAUCCCUGGCAUCCACUACCCUCAGCCUGUUUGAGACACAGUCAGUGUUUAGUGGCAGACAUGACUGGCCAUAUGGUUACCGUGUGCUUCCUCCCCUGGGACAACAUCAGUGCUCUGCCCAUGCCAGUGAGGGCGGUGAGCAGUUCAGCCUGUCCCCUGGCACCGCCAUGUCGGGUACUUCCACAUCAGGUGGCGCGAGCGCUUCUGCCUCCCUGCCGUCGUACCUUUUUGCCGGAGACGUGGGAAGCCCCAAACAGUCCUGUGCCCAGAAGAGAGCUCUCUCCUUGUCGCCUUUGUCGGAUGUUCUUGGAACGGAUUUCAACUCCAUUAUACGCACCUCGCCUACUUCACUUGUGGCCUACAUCAACGGUUCCCGCAGCUCGCCGCCCUCCCACUUGACACUCUCACCUGCUCCGUCGGAUGGGUAUGGUCACUUCCUGGGGGUGAGAGGUCGCUGCAUCCCCCAGGGCCAUCCCUACUGCAUGGCCGGCCCCUCACAACCUCCGGCGCCACAGUCGGACUGCGGCCGCAUGCAGGUGCUGGAGGAGGGAGGGGGUCUGGAGAGCCAGAUGGCGAACAUGAUGGUGGAGCAGCAGUACCUCCCAGAUGAAGGAGGAGUUCUGGAGAAGCUUUCGGACAGAUGCGGCCAAUCUAACAACAAUAUGCCGCCACCUCUGGAGUUAGAGCCCCCUCCUCUGACUACCGUCCAAGCAGCUGCUUCCCCACACGGGCCUCCACCACCUUACCACUCACACCAACACAUUUAUCUGUCCAGACACCAAUGCAGAAUGAAGCCUCCUUCUCCGGAGCCAGCCGCACAAGCUUGCAUGUUACCUCACAGGCAAGGCGUCAGUUUCUUGCCCCAAAUUGCAAUGCUGGAGGAGGAAGAAGGAGAGGUGGAGGACUGCAGCGCACACUGCUGUAGGUGGAUGGAUUGCAGUGCAGUUUACGACCAAAAGGAGGAGCUGGUAAGGCACAUAGAGAAGCUACAUGUGGACCAGCGAAAGGCAGAAGAUUUCACCUGUUACUGGGUGGGUUGUCCACGCAACUUCAAGCCUUUCAAUGCCAGAUACAAGCUUCUUAUCCACAUGAGGGUCCACUCAGGAGAGAAACCCAACAAAUGCUCGUUUGAGGGAUGUAAGAAGGCUUUCUCUCGCCUUGAAAACCUGAAGAUCCACCUGCGCAGUCACACCGGGGAGAAACCCUACAUGUGUCAGCACCCGGGAUGCUACAAGGCUUUCAGCAACUCUAGUGACAGGGCUAAACACCAGCGCACACACCUGGACACAAAGCCGUAUGCAUGCCAAGUGCCCGGCUGUGCAAAGCGCUACACUGAUCCCAGUUCACUGAGGAAGCACAUGAGGUCCCAUUCAGCUAAAGAGCAACAAUUACGGAAGAAGAUGAAAUCCUCUGCUGAUGCAACCCAAGACACCCUGACAGACUGUUUAACCAUCCACCCCCUACAUCCCAACCUCACCCCUCUGGCAAGGCUAGACAACAACUUGAACUUAUCUCCCGGUGCCUCCCAUGAGUCAUACUCUUCUGCACCGCAAGAGCAAGAUUUCUACAGCAGACCUCACCUGGCCCUGUCCUUCCCUUCACCAGAUAACUACAGGUUUGUUGAUCCUUCCCCUCAUCAGCUUAUCCCAGGGGACCCAUGUGGGCCUUGCUCCUCCACCUGCCUCCCGCAUCCUCCCUGUGGACCCUCCCUACAGCACAUCUGUGAUCUGAAGCAGCUCGGCCAGCCUCCUGAUGUGGCAGAUCACAGCCCAGAGUAUGGUAUCCACUUUCAAACUGGAGAUGGAUCAGCAAAUCAAGACUUAGAAGACCGAAAUUACUUCACUGUAGACCAUGGCACAAGUGAAGUCUCAUGCAUCUACACACAGGGAUGAUACUGCUCACACAGAGACAUGGCUGACUUACCUUUGCACUAUUUUGUAUUCCGGAUCUUUUAAAUGAGACAUUUCACAGCGGGAGCAUACACAUGGCAAAGCAUCCUGAAGCACGUUUAAUUUAUAAAAGCAUAUUAUGUGAUGAAACUAUCUGAAAUCCUAAGAAUGGAGAAGUCCAUUUUUAUUCCUCAUGUCUCUGUAAAUGCAUAAUCUGACUCAACACCCUUGGUUCUUCUCCCGAUCAACGCAAUGACUGUCCCUUCAGGGUUUUGAUAUUUGCUUUACCAGUUUCAUGCAUUUUCUGUAUAACAUGUUAUACAUCUGGUAGUUUCUGGUGGCAUUUUACACAAUGUCAAUACUGCAAUCAAAGCAAAGUGUGCAAAGGAUAAUUUAUUAAAGUUUUUCUUAGAACCAUAUCUUUGUAACUAUAGUAACAACACAGCCUUAACAUUUCACUGUAAUGUUCACACGCCUUACCUUUUCUUUGAAUAUACAGUACUUAUGUGGUAUGAUUGCUCCUCUUCCUAUCAUCAGAAAAAUGUGUACGUGAUGGAACCAGUGCCUUUGAAUGUUUUUCGUUGCAGAUUAUUCGCACUUUGCAUUGUAGUUAGCCCUCUGGAGGCGUGGCAAACGGCUUUACAUAGUUGGACCUCUUUGUUUCCAUUUUAUAUGCAUAUGUUUUAAAAAGUGAACAAGAUGAGGCUUCAAAAGCU
Menidia menidia (Atlantic silverside) is the source of this 3668-nucleotide messenger RNA. NCBI's taxonomy places the organism in Eukaryota, Metazoa, Chordata, Actinopteri, Atheriniformes, Atherinopsidae. The record is from the annotation of a GenBank genome assembly.